AUGGAAUUGGAAAAGAUUGUGAGAGAGCAUGCCAUUGCAUGCGAGGCAAUGCAGAGGGAGCUUGAGAGGUUGAGUGGCAGAGUAGAUGGGAAGGAAGAUGGAAGCACCCGUAGUGGCAAAAACACAAUGCAGGAUAUUGCUGAUGAUGAUAUUCCCAAACAUGAAGCACCAAAGUUGCAUAACGUUAUAGAUACUAAGGUUUCCAAGAAAAAGAGGAAUAAGAUAUUUACAAAUGGUGACAAAGUUCAUGCAGCAAAACUGUUGAGCAGACUUGGGUUGGAAGAUUGUUUUGAAGGUGUGAUAUGCUUUGGAAUACUAAAUUCUCAUACCACGUGGGAGACACCCAUUUCUGUUAUCCCCAAGACACCCAUUCUUUGGAAGCCCUCAAAAGAAGCUAUAAAGCGUGCUCUCCUCCUCGCAAAUGCUGAUCCCAAAAGAACAACUGGAAUUUAUUGUGCUAAUGGAUCCCCCACUGAUGAAAUAUCCAAUAAUGCUGCAACGGCAAGAGCUAUUCUCGGCACUAAAAGUAAUAUUAUUGUUCUCAUUGUGAAAAACAUUCACAAUAAACCUUCUCCACCAGAAUGCAAAAGAAAUAAUUCCAAUGUCUUUUGGGCUUCUUCUCUCUUGAUUCGAAAACUGAGAUCACAGAAUAAGAGAUUCAAUGGUCUCCAGAAUAUGAAAUUACAGCACCUGGAGACGAUUGUAUCGCUUCCACCUCUUCCAUCCAGGCUGUGA
This is a messenger RNA of Cryptomeria japonica (Japanese cedar), 735 nucleotides long. RefSeq lists its product as uncharacterized. The record is from RefSeq and is a predicted model, not a curated record. The coding region runs from base 1 to 735 and encodes 244 amino acids. Lineage: Eukaryota; Viridiplantae; Streptophyta; Pinopsida; Cupressales; Cupressaceae. The transcript has 5 exons.